AUGCGGGUUCAGAGCAACAUUAUUUUCACUGCGUCUUUCCUUCCCUAUGUUUUCUCUCGCCCAACCUUCGCCUUCUCUCGACGUGACUGUACCGCCCAAUGCGCACCCAUGCAACAAUCGAUCGCUUCUGCAGGUAAUAAUCUUGCAGCCCUGUGUACACAAACUGUUGUGGGUCAAUACGAAUCAUGCAUCAAUUGUCAAGUCGCUGGUGGGACCACGCUCCAACCUGAAGGACAAUCUAUCAUGGAUUCUCUAGUUCAAAGUUGCAAGGCGAUCAACAAACCCAUUAACGGUGCCACGAUAAGCGGUAGCGAUAGCGCAGGAACAGGCGCGCAAACGAACCAGAAUACCGCACCAGUUCAGCAACCGCCUCCUGCAGCACCAACUCAACAGCAAACACAACCUCCUCAGGCGCCUCCACCUGCGACAACCGAGCCAGUGGCAGCACCUCCGCCUGCUACGACCCCGGCACUUGAUUCGCCUGCCCCAUCAGAUGCACCUGUGGAUACUCCCGUUGCGGACACACCUGGAGCGGACAGCCUGAGCGACUACAACCUGCCGAGUACAACGCCAAUUGGUGGGGCACCUGCCGCCGAGCCCAGCCCCUCUAUUAUCCCUGCCGUAGGCAGCGGCGGCACCGGUGUUUCAAGUCCAAAUGCCAAUGCGGAUGGGAACACCAACUCUACUGGAUCCAGCAGUGGUAGCAUUAUUGGGGGAGCUUCAGCCAGCACUAACGGGGCUGUUGAACAGUUUGUUCUCAGUAAUGCAAAGGCGAUGGCUUUUGUUUUCUUCGUUUCUCUGGGCAUUAUGGUGUAG
This is a messenger RNA of Mycena indigotica, 816 nucleotides long. RefSeq lists its product as uncharacterized. Lineage: Eukaryota; Fungi; Basidiomycota; Agaricomycetes; Agaricales; Mycenaceae. The transcript has 4 exons. The record is from RefSeq and is a predicted model, not a curated record. The coding region runs from base 1 to 816 and encodes 271 amino acids.